GUCCGCCAGGUCUUGUGACUUCGCUGCCUGCCACCAACAUGAGCGCUCCGCUGAAGUUGACACUAUUAUUGCUGGCUCUUGCAUUUGCCCAGGGGCUCCUGUACAACGACAUCGACGAAGAAAAGCCCGAGGCAGAGCGCGUCGCUGAGGCCUCAAAAUACGGCUCUCUGUGGCCUCUGCCGCAGAAAGUGCAAAUCUCAGAUGUUUCAUUCAAGUUGACCAGCUUCAGCUUCAAAAUAGUUGACGCCAAAGAGUCGUCCGCUGGACCGAGCUGCAGCCUCCUGCAGGAUGCGUACAGGAGGUAUUAUGAGUACAUGUUUGGCACCGCAAAAAGGCAGAUGAUGAGUAAAAGCAGGCGAACAGGACCCUUUGAGCUGACAGAGCUUCAGGUGUUGAUCACAUCACCUGACUCUGAAUGUGACGGCUAUCCAAGUGUGUCUUCUGACGAGUCAUAUGAGCUGUCAGUGGAUCAGCCGUUUGCUGUCCUGAAAGCACCGAAGGUCUGGGGAGCCCUGCAUGGUCUGGAAACUUUCAGCCAGUUGGUGUAUGAAGAUGAAUAUGGAGCUAAAAGCAUCAAUUCAACCACAAUCAGUGACUUCCCCAGAUUCUCACAUAGAGGCAUCUUACUGGACAGCUCUCGGCAUUUCCUGCCCAUUAAAGUCAUCCUGGCUAAUCUGGAAACGAUGGCGAUGAACAAAUUUAAUGUUUUCCACUGGCACAUCGUGGAUGAUCAGUCCUUCCCGUACCUGAGCCGAACGUUCCCACAGCUGAGCCAGCAGGGAGCUUACCACCCUUACACACAUGUGUAUACACCCGCUGACGUGAAGAUGGUGAUUGAGUUUGGCCGCCUGCGAGGUAUUCGUGUUAUCCCGGAGUUUGACACUCCAGGACACACACAGUCAUGGGGCAAAGGUCAGCCAGAUCUGCUCACGCCUUGUUACUCUGGCUCCAAACCCUCUGGCACUUUUGGACCGGUGAACCCCAUCCUGAACACCACGUACGACUUCAUGACCCAGUUCUUCAAGGAGAUCAGCACCGUGUUCCCUGAUGCCUACGUUCACCUGGGAGGUGACGAGGUGGACUUCACCUGCUGGAAGUCCAACCCAGACAUUCAGAAGUUCAUGGAUCAGCAAGGCUUCGGACAAGACUACAGCAAACUGGAAUCAUUCUAUAUCCAAAAACUCUUGGAUAUCGUCACCACUACCAAGAAGGGCUACAUGAUCUGGCAGGAGGUCUUUGACAAUGGAGUGAAGUUAAAGCCAGACACAGUAGUGCAUGUGUGGAUCGGCGGCGGGGCUAAUGAUGAGCUGGCCAAGGUCACGGCAUCAGGGUACACCACCAUCCUCUCCGCCCCAUGGUACCUAGAUUACAUUAGCUACGCACAGGACUGGCAGAAGUACUACAAGGUUGAGCCGCUCAACUUCAACGGAACUGAAGAACAAAAGAAGCUUGUGAUUGGUGGAGAAGCCUGUUUGUGGGGAGAGUAUGUCGACGCCACUAACCUGACCCCCAGGCUCUGGCCUCGUGCCAGUGCUGUGGCAGAGCGGCUGUGGAGCGACAAGGAUGUGACGGACAUCAACGAUGCCUUCAACAGACUGUCUGUGCACCGCUGUCGCAUGGUGGAGCGUGGGAUCCCAGCUGAGCCCCUGUUUUCAAGCUACUGUCCCCGUGAGUACAGAGGUAUCUGAAAGCAACCAAAAGGCAGGCCAUGGAAACGGGAAAAGGGAAAUGGAAAUUAAUCCAUGUACAAUCAACUCCAUGCUUGUAUUUUACACUAUGAUCGAAUGCUGAACUGCCUUCACUGUACUGAUGCUCUUAGACACAUCACCCUUUUUAAAUCUGUUUUAGAAAACUCUUAAUCACAUUUACUGUCAAACAUCUGCGAUUUAUGAAUGCACAAUUUGUUUUUUAUGAAUGUUUGUAUAAUUGAUUGUGAAUAAAAUGUUGACAAUU
Messenger RNA from Centropristis striata (black sea bass), 1953 nucleotides. RefSeq names its product hexosaminidase B (beta polypeptide) (gene hexb). Lineage: Eukaryota; Metazoa; Chordata; Actinopteri; Perciformes; Serranidae. The record is from RefSeq and is a predicted model, not a curated record. Gene Ontology annotation, biological process: glycosaminoglycan metabolic process; carbohydrate metabolic process; ganglioside catabolic process. Gene Ontology annotation, molecular function: beta-N-acetylhexosaminidase activity. The coding region runs from base 39 to 1688 and encodes 549 amino acids. The transcript is spliced from 14 exons. Gene Ontology annotation, cellular component: membrane.